Molecule: messenger RNA, 318 nt
Organism: Penicillium hordei
Lineage: Eukaryota; Fungi; Ascomycota; Eurotiomycetes; Eurotiales; Aspergillaceae
Exons: 4
Coding region: 1-318 (105 amino acids)
Source: RefSeq, a predicted model, not a curated record
AUGGCCGAAGAGGCUAAUAAAGACGAUACUCUAGACGAGUCGACGUUUAAGAAGAGCUUAGGAAGAAUAGGAAUAAUUAGAAGAGAGGAUUUAUCGCUACUACGCCUUAAGUACCGAUCCGAGGAACCCGCGUAUAGGCAUAUCGUGGAUGCCGUAGUGGCUUUAGACGCUAUUACCUACGAAGCGUUGGUAGAAUCUCUACGCCUAGGAACGCUAGGAUCUACGAUAGAUCCCUACCCUACUCCUCUAGUUACUAAAGAUACCUCUGUCCUAGAUUCCUCUAUAGCCGGUCUUAUACCCUUAAGGGCGGUCGAGUAG